CAGCGCCGCGCAGCCCGUACCCUCACACAAAGCCCAGACGCGGAGAAAAUGGCGGCAGGGGUCGAAGCGGCGGCCGAGGUGGCGGCGACGGAACCUAAAAUGGAGGAGGAGAGCGGCACGCCCGGCGUGCCAAGUGGCAACGGGGCCCCGGGCCCGAAGGGUGAAGGAGAGCGACCUACUCAGAAUGAGAAGAGGAAGGAGAAAAACAUAAAAAGAGGAGGCAAUCGCUUUGAGCCAUAUGCCAAUCCAACUAAAAGAUACAGAGCCUUCAUUACAAACAUACCUUUUGAUGUGAAAUGGCAGUCACUUAAAGACCUGGUUAAAGAAAAAGUUGGUGAGGUAACAUACGUGGAGCUCUUAAUGGACGCUGAAGGAAAGUCAAGGGGAUGUGCCGUUGUUGAAUUCAAGAUGGAAGAAAGCAUGAAAAAAGCUGCGGAAGUUCUAAACAAGCAUAGUCUGAGUGGAAGACCACUGAAAGUCAAAGAAGAUCCUGAUGGUGAACAUGCCAGGAGAGCAAUGCAAAAGGUGAUGGCUACGACUGGUGGGAUGGGUAUGGGACCAGGUGGCCCAGGAAUGAUUAAUAUCCCACCCAGUAUCCUAAAUAAUCCUAACAUCCCAAAUGAGAUUAUCCAUGCAUUACAGGCUGGAAGACUUGGAAGCACAGUAUUUGUAGCAAAUCUGGAUUAUAAAGUUGGCUGGAAGAAGCUGAAGGAAGUUUUUAGUAUGGCUGGUGUGGUGGUCCGAGCAGACAUUCUUGAGGAUAAAGAUGGAAAAAGUCGUGGAAUAGGCACUGUUACUUUUGAACAGUCCAUUGAAGCUGUGCAAGCUAUAUCUAUGUUUAAUGGUCAACUGCUAUUUGAUAGACCAAUGCACGUGAAAAUGGAUGAGAGGGCCUUACCAAAGGGAGAUUUUUUCCCUCCUGAGCGUCCACAGCAACUUCCCCAUGGGCUUGGUGGUAUUGGCAUGGGGUUGGGCCCAGGAGGACAGCCGAUCGAUGCCAAUCACCUGAAUAAAGGCAUUGGCAUGGGAAACAUAGGACCCGCAGGAAUGGGAAUGGAAGGCAUAGGAUUUGGCAUAAAUAAAAUGGGAGGAAUGGAGGGACCUUUUGGUGGCGGUAUGGAAAACAUGGGUCGAUUUGGCUCUGGGAUGAACAUGGGCAGAAUAAAUGAGAUGGAGCGUGGCUUGGGUGGAGAAUUUGAGAGAGACUUUGCCAGAAACAAGAUGGGAAUGUUUCGAAGCUCUGGACAGCCCCAUGGCAGAGGCUUGGAAAUCCUAAGUAAUGCACUGAAGAGAGGAGAGAUCAUUGCAAAGCAGGGAGGAGGUGGAGGUGGAGGCAGUGUCCCUGGGAUCGAGAGGAUGGGCCCUGGCAUUGACCGCAUUGGGGGUGCCGGCAUGGAGCGCAUGGGCGCAGGCCUGGGCCAUGGCAUGGAUCGCGUGGGCUCCGAAAUUGAGCGCAUGGGCCUGGUCAUGGACCGCAUGGGCUCAGUUGAGCGCAUGGGCUCGGGCAUCGAGCGUAUGGGCCCACUGGGCCUCGACCACAUGGCCUCCAGCAUCGAGCGCAUGGGCCAGACCAUGGAGCGCAUCGGCUCCGGAGUGGAGCGCAUGGGUGCCGGCAUGGGCUUUGGCCUCGAGCGCAUGGCCGCGCCCAUCGACCGCGUGGGCCAGACCAUUGAGCGCAUGGGCUCUGGUGUGGAGCGGAUGGGCCCUGCCAUCGAGCGCAUGGGCCUCAGCAUGGAGCGCAUGGUGCCCGCAGGCAUGGGGGCUGGCCUGGAGCGCAUGGGCCCUGUGAUGGAUCGCAUGGCCACCGGCUUGGAGCGCAUGGGCGCCAACAACCUGGAGCGCAUGGGCCUGGAGCGAAUGGGCGCCAACAGUCUCGAGCGCAUGGGCCUGGAGCGCAUGGGCGCCAACAGCCUGGAGCGCAUGGGUCCUGCCAUGGGUCCGGCCCUAGGCGCUGGCAUUGAGCGCAUGGGCCUGGCCAUGGGUGGCGGUGGCGGUGCCAGCUUUGACCGCGCCAUCGAGAUGGAGCGAGGCAACUUUGGAGGAAGCUUCGCAGGUUCCUUUGGCGGAGCUGGAGGCCAUGCUCCUGGGGUGGCCAGGAAGGCCUGCCAGAUAUUUGUGAGAAAUCUCCCAUUUGACUUUACAUGGAAGAUGCUAAAAGACAAAUUCAACGAAUGUGGCCACGUGCUGUAUGCCGACAUCAAGAUGGAGAACGGGAAGUCCAAGGGGUGCGGUGUGGUUAAGUUUGAGUCGCCAGAGGUGGCUGAGAGAGCCUGCCGGAUGAUGAAUGGGAUGAAGCUGAGUGGCCGAGAGAUUGAUGUUCGAAUUGAUAGAAAUGCUUAAGCAGUUGCCUUUUUUAAACAUCGAUACCAGACCUCUGAAUUUGUAUUUUUUCUUGUUAACCAUUUUAAUUUGUUGGCUGGAUGUAUAAAGAUGUUUAAAAAAUUCAGUUGCUUUUUGGGGUAAUUUGAAUUACUUUUUUAAUGACUGGGGUUCCAUUUGACUGUUUGCAUUGAGAUUGCAAUGUGCGCAAUUUUUUUUGUAGUUGUGGCAUCUUGUUGACAUCGAAUAUGACUUUGAUAAUAAAUACCAGUUCCUGAAAA
Prionailurus viverrinus (fishing cat) is the source of this 2600-nucleotide messenger RNA. RefSeq names its product heterogeneous nuclear ribonucleoprotein M (gene HNRNPM). The coding region runs from base 49 to 2340 and encodes 763 amino acids. Gene Ontology annotation, molecular function: mRNA binding. The transcript has 17 exons. The record is from RefSeq and is a predicted model, not a curated record. Gene Ontology annotation, cellular component: cytoplasm; post-mRNA release spliceosomal complex; nucleus. NCBI's taxonomy places the organism in Eukaryota, Metazoa, Chordata, Mammalia, Carnivora, Felidae. Gene Ontology annotation, biological process: regulation of mRNA stability involved in response to oxidative stress; alternative mRNA splicing, via spliceosome.